AUGAAUCCUUCCUUAAACGCGGUUUUGCAGCCCAGUGUCUCACCCCCCAAUCCUGGGCCCUUCGGUCUCUGUGCCUUCGCAUUAACUGCGUUCUGCAUGGGUCUUUACAACCUGCGUGCAGGUGUUCAUCCCAACGCACCUGGCAACUUUAUUACAGGAACAGCCAUGUUCUACGGUGGUCUUGGACAGGUCAUUGCUGGAUUGCUUGAAUAUCGUAACGGCAACACAUUCGGAGGAACGACUUUUUGCUCAUAUGGACUCUAUUGGAUUUCUUAUGCAACACUGUUGAUCCCUUCCUUUGGUGUGGCUGCAGCCUAUGCGGACUACCCUGAGGACUACAUGACGGCUGUGGGGAUCUAUCUUCUGGGUUGGACCAUUUUCACCUUCUUGAUGUGGACCCUCACUUGGCGUUCCAAUCUGGCUUCUUCGGCCUUGUUCUUUUGCCUCGGUAUGACCUAUUUGUUCAGCACGAUCUCUAGUCUAGCUCAUUUGGCCCCCGGUAAUCUGGUUCAAAAGGCCGGUGGUGGCAUCGGUGUUAUUACUGCCAGUAUUGCGUGGUAUUGUGCAAUGGCAGACCUUAGUAAUUCUCAAAACUCGUUUUAUACCUUGCCCUUGGGUCAAUUGGGUCGUCGGUAA
Messenger RNA from Lobosporangium transversale, 636 nucleotides. Its product is annotated as GPR1/FUN34/yaaH family-domain-containing protein. The record is from RefSeq and is a predicted model, not a curated record. NCBI's taxonomy places the organism in Eukaryota, Fungi, Mortierellomycota, Mortierellomycetes, Mortierellales, Mortierellaceae. Gene Ontology annotation, molecular function: acetate transmembrane transporter activity. The coding region runs from base 1 to 636 and encodes 211 amino acids. Gene Ontology annotation, cellular component: plasma membrane. The transcript has 3 exons.